Molecule: messenger RNA, 210 nt
Organism: Penicillium antarcticum
Lineage: Eukaryota; Fungi; Ascomycota; Eurotiomycetes; Eurotiales; Aspergillaceae
Exons: 2
Source: RefSeq, a predicted model, not a curated record
AUGAGUCGCAAUUUUGUCCCUGCUCUUCUGGCUAUUGGCGUCGGUGUUUUCACAGGCUACUACACCUUCCAACCGACUUUCCAACAACUACAACACGAGAAGGCGAACGCAAACCGCCAGCCUUCUGGUUUGUCUAGUCUUUCUGCUUCGAAGGAGAAAUCCGACGUUUCCCCUCCUCAAGGCGACGCCGCUACGUCAACCACGGAGAAA